GUGCUGCUGCUGCUGCUGCUGAUAGCCCGUCCUGAUGGUGGACUGAUCCCGGCCGAAACUCCACCUCCCAGCCCCACAUGAGAAAUGCUCCAGCGGCGUAUGUGAACCGGCGAAGCUCGCGUCGAGGAAGCGGAGAGACAAGAGGCGAGGCUCGUGAGUCUCCGGGCAAAGGGUUUUUAGCGGCGACACGUAGCGGUCAGGAUGUUGCAAGUGUUAGCUUGUGGCGCCGUAGUUUUCCCCGGUUUGUUCUUCGCCUUCAGGAGGAUCCUGCCCAGAGUGUUCACACAUUGGAGCGAUGCCGACGUGGUGCUCGUUAGUGAAAGGCUGGUGUCCUCCAUCCACGCUGUCAUGGCAACCACGGCGGGAAUCAUCGUUGUUUCCUCAUGCCGGGGCAACGUCAUCCACAGCAGGCACUGGCUGGCCACCUACUUCGUCAUCCGGUACGGCGUGCCUUACAUGGCCUACGACCUCCUCGCCAUGUACCUCAGCCACUACCACCGCUUCCGGGUCAAAGGGCAUAAGGAGUACAUGCAGCACUCCCUGCAGACGGUGAACUCCUUUGUGCGCCGCGAGUUGCUGCUGGUGCUGCAUCACAUCGCCCUGCUCACUGUGCUGCUGCCGGUCACGCUGAAAAAGGAACACACCAUUCAAGUAAGGCAGAUGUGCGUUGACCUUCACAAGUCAGGCAAUGGCUACAAGAAAAUAGCCACUCACCUGCACCUGCCCAUAUCUACUGACAGAGGAAUCAUUAACAAGUUUAAAACCACUGGAUCAGUGGUAAACAAGCCUGGACGAGGACGCAAGUGUUAUUUUGCCACCACGCUCAGGAGGGUGGUAAGAGAACUAAAAAAAUGCUCCAAAGCUCACUGUUCAAGAAUUGCAACAAAUGGUAGUAUCUUGGGGUCACAAAGUCUCCAAAACGACCACCAGGUGCUAUCUACAUGACAAAAAUCUGUUUGGGAGGCAUGCACGGAAAAAAACUUUUCUCACUCCCAAUCAUAAAUGCAAAUGUGUGCAGUUUGCUAAGCUUCAAGUGGGACCGUGCGCUUUGGUCAGAUGAGACCAAGAUAGAGCUUUUUGGCAACAAACACUCCAAGUGUGUCUGGCGUAACUCAAAAGAGGAGUAUGCAGAGAAGCACCUCAUGCCCACUGUGAAGUAUGGGGGAGGAUCGGUGAUCCUGUGUGCCUCUUUCUCUUCCAAAGGCACUGGGAACCUUGUUAGGGUGCAUGGCAUCAUGAACGCUUUGAAAUACCAGGAUAUUUUAAAGCAAAAUCUGGUGGCCUCUGCCCAAAGCUGAAGAUGGGUCGUCACUGGGUCUUUCAGCAAGAUAAUGACCCUGAACAUGUGGCCAAAACUACACAGAAAUUGUUCACCAGACACAGAGUCAAGCUCCUACCAUGGCCAUCUCUGUCCCCAGACCUCAACCCCAUUGAAAACCUGUGAAGUGAGCUGAAGAGGAGAGGACCCAGGUCGCUGGAUGAUUUAGAGCAGGGGUGUCAAACUCGUGCCAUGGAGGGCCAAGACACUGCAGGUUUUCUUUCCAGCCAGUCACUAAAGCAGGUGAUUUUAAUGAUCAACACCUUCAGUUUGAGGGAAGGAGCUCAUCAAUUAAAUCACCUGCUGAAGAAACUGGUUGGAGAGAAAACUGGCAGCGUCUCGGCCCUCCAGGGCACGAGUUUGACACAUGUGAUUUAGAGAGAUGGUCGAAGAUCCCUCUUUUUGUAUUCUCCCAUCUUGUGAAACAUUGUAGGAGAAAAUUAGGUGCCAUUUUGUUGGUAAAAGGGGUGCUAGUAAUUGUGGCUCACAUGAUUUGAUGUACUGUAAAAUAAUUAUUUCUUAAUGUGUGAUUUUUUUUUAUUUUCUUAAAAUGCACUUGAAUUAAAGUUUGGAUUUUCCCCUUUUUUUCCAUUGUGGUCCCAUAUUUUUUAGAAAAAAAAAUAUCAGAAGCUAAAGAACACAUCUUAACCAGGGGUGCCAAUAUUUAUGUAGGGCGCUGUAUUUGGCUCUGUUUUGUUUUGUUUUCUUUGUUUUUGAUGUAUUUAGUUUGUAUGAUGUUAAAUUGUUCUUCAUGUUCAAAAUAAAAUAUAAAAAUAUCACGCAAAGCAAAUAUACGAAGGUUUACGAAGAAGUCAGUUGAAAUAUUGGAAAUAUAUUUGGAAAAUUUAGAAAAAACAGCAAAAAGAGCAAACAUCAAUGUAAUACAUACAAAAAAUAUGUGUAUUCACCUAUAUGAUGAUAUGAUGAAUGCAGUUUUUUCUUGAUAUAUAACUUCUUGGCAUAGCUUUACAAAAUAUCAACGUAGCAACGUGGCCACCCCUGAGCUAGGUAGUCAUGCUUGAUGUCGUAAAUUCAUGUCCAUCAUUAGUUUAUGUACACCAUAAAUUGAUAUCAUGGCAACACAAAAGUGUACAAUACAAUUAAACUGCACAUUUUGUCGCACAUUUCAUUGUGGCCAGUCUAAGGCACACCUGUGCAACUAUCAUGCUGUCUAAUCAGCAUCUCGAUUUGCCACACCUUUGAGGCGGAUGGAUUAUGAAUGCUCACCAAUACAGAUUUAGACAGAUGUGUGAACACUGUUUGAGGGAGAUAGUCCUUUUUGGUGUACAUCGAAAAAGUGUUACAUCUUUGAGUUAAGCUCAUGAAAGAAAGAGGGGUGCAAAAACAAAAGUGUUGCGUAUACAUUUUUGCUAUGUGUGUGUAUAUUUAUUAUAUAUUUAUAUAAUAAAUAUACACACAUAAGUAAGUAAUAAGUAAUGUACACAAAUAAGUAAGCUUAUUUAGUGUAUGAACUAACUGCAUGGAGAGUAGCCAUCAGGGCUGUUGGUUUGCAUCUGGACUCUGCAACAAUACCAGAUCACAUUACGCUUACAUUAUUUAGCUGAAGCUGCCGCCCAGUACUGUCUCUUAACUCAUCAUUCUGGCUGCCUGUUGUGCUGCCAGUUAGUUGGGAGAGCUCCUUGUUGUUGCUCUUUUUUUUUUAACUUCCGGUUUCUGUACAGUACUUCCUGUUGUGGCUAUUGUAGAUUUGUAGAUUUAUUUGUAGAAGAAAGACAGGGACAGUGCAUAUUAAUAAAUAUUUUCAUGUAUAUAUUAGUGCUGGGGCCGCACAGUGGCCUAGUGGUUAGCAUGUUGGCCACACAGUCAGGAGAUCGGGAAGAUCUGGGUUUGAAUCUUUGUUGGGCAUGUCGUUGUGCAAUUUGCAUGUUCUCCCUGUGUGUGGGUUUUCUCCGGGUACUCCAGUUUCCUCCCACAUUCCAAAAACAUACAUGUUGUUAGGUUAACUGGCAAUGCUAAAUUGUCCAUAGGUGUGAAUGUGAGCGUGAAUGAUUACUUGUCAAUAUGUGCCCUGCGAUUGGCUGGUGAGCAGUCUAGGGUGUACCCCACUUCUCGCCCAAAGUCAGCCAGGAUAGGCUCCAGCAUAACCCCACGACCCUAAUGAGGAUAAGCGGCAUAGAAGAUGGAUGGAUGGAUGGAUGGAUGGAUAUUAGGGCUGUCAAAGUUAACGCGUUAACAGGAGUUUGCUGUCAAAGUUAACGCGUUAACAGGAGUUUCCUCAUUUCCUCAUUUUUUCGAUGCACAAUUAACUUGCACACGUCCUGUGUGACUCUGGGCCAGAAGUGGAGAAAAAGUAUUGAGCAGAAAUGAGCAAAUAAAAGGGUAUUUUGAAUGCUACGUUUACCUUGACAGCCCUGGCAGAUGCCUCUAUCGACACGACCAAAGUUAUUUGUUUCGCUGUGAGUCGAGUUGUCACGAAGUUUGUCGCUUGGAAUAAGAGAGAAGUUACUGGUGAACUGCAGGUAUUUUUAAAAAUAGUCAUUUAUACAGCGGGACCGUGGCAUACGAGUGUCCUAACAAGUGUUUUUGUAGAUACGAGCAGUCACUUUACGGAUUUUUGCUUUAAACAAGCCGGCGAACGCAAACCAGGGCAAAAUGUUAGCAACAAUUUUUGAUGUUAACCGAAAAACGUGCUAACCGGGGCGGACGUUAACCAAGGUACCACUGUACUUUUUUUUAAAAAACCUUACAAAAACCCUAAGGCUGACCACGCUUGACACUUCACAUCUUAUGGAAUUAAACGAAAAAUCUACACCAAGAGGUUGCCUAGAGUCACAGCUGUUGAUGCAAUGUUUUUGACCCGGCGCUAUUUAGAGACCCCGGCGGUUAUUUGCUUUAGUAGACCACGCACCCGUCAACUGUUAAAUGGAGCAUUUAGCGAUAAAGCUACACAGCAAGUCAAAGUGAAUGGAGAAUCUAUUAUAGUAAGGAUGCUAUACUCUCUAUAGUCCUCUGUAGUUGUGACAUUGUACUGGUUUGGUUUUAGGUGUGGAUUAAAUUGUAAGGAGGAACUGGUGCAACGGAGGGAUCUGACCUGGAAAAACCUAGCAUACCCUUUAAAAGGGAGACAAUAUAAAAAUAGGUGUUUCAUUCUCCUCUUAGCACGUUUUAAGAAGCUUUAAAAAUAUCUUGGACAAAAUGUUCAGGACGUCCGAUCAGUGCAACCUGCUGGGGUAUUGUGGGUUUUAAGGAAGAAUUGGUUCAACUCCGACCUGGAACAAACCCUGCGUCCUCUUAUGAGGGCACGGACGGGAUACCGUAUAAAAAUAGGUGUUUUAUUUUCUCUUUGCGAGAGGAUUCGCUUGUCAUGCAUCGUACUGGCACACAGGUUAACAAGCCAGAUGUGUAUCUAAAUAAAAAAAAAAAAAAAACAGACAGAUGGCAAGCGUCAAACCACAAAUAUCCUUCCCUUCUCAACGGCUGGCAAUUAAUGUCGACGUGUGUGGUUUUACCAGUCUUUUUCUCUCAGGUUUGGACGACGUGUGGUUGGGGGAAGGCAGGGAAGGGUGAUAGGGGAUUGCCUAUCCAGGUAGUUGCGGUGUUAAGUUCCCGUCACAGAUGGCAGAGCCGCUCAUCCUUUAUUCAUCACUGUCGAGCCAACCAGCUUGCGAGCUUUAACCAAGCAAACAGAGCUUUUUGUCCACAGGAGUGUCCAUGUGUCUAGCUUGUCUAUUGUCGGGACGGCGUCUCUAACCACCCUGGUCAAUAUUAGAAAGCUUCAUUCAUUACUAAUGCUUCUGACAUCACUGGGGUUGUGGUGGGGUUUUACAUUUGCACCCUCUUGCUUUUUUUGGUCUAAACCAGGGCUGUCCAUACUUUUUCCAGCGAGGGCCACUAAGUGGAAAACUGAAACAUGCCACUUUGGUAUUUUGUAAAUAUGCUAAGUUAUAUACAGGUAUAUUUCCAGAAAAAAAUGCAUUUGUCAGCUUUGACAUAUAGGUGAAAAGCCUAUUACUACUAUCAACUUCACUCUUUGCUACCCCCCACCCCCAUUUUUGAUGCGCAUGUGUUAAAAUUUUUAUGUAAUUAAUGAAAUAAAUUAGUUACUGCCGUUAACGCGCUAUUUUUGACAGCCCCACUUUUUUCUCUUAAUAUUUAGACUUUAUUCUCUUAA
This is a messenger RNA of Dunckerocampus dactyliophorus (ringed pipefish), 5450 nucleotides long. It is a transcript of the gene tlcd3a, whose product is annotated as TLC domain containing 3A. The record is from RefSeq and is a predicted model, not a curated record. Bases 202 to 945 code for a protein of 247 amino acids. Gene Ontology annotation, cellular component: membrane; endoplasmic reticulum. NCBI's taxonomy places the organism in Eukaryota, Metazoa, Chordata, Actinopteri, Syngnathiformes, Syngnathidae. Gene Ontology annotation, biological process: lipid homeostasis. The transcript is spliced from 4 exons.